AUAAAAGGAUAACGUAUUUCGUUCGAUUUGAAUUUUGAAAAUAUGUGAUUUUUAUUCCUCACACCCCUACCAGAUCUAUCUGUCCCGGAAACGCACACACCUCGACAACAUUUUCCACUUUGCACGGGUGUCACUCUCUGUACUCGUUGAAAUGCUUUUCCGAAGAAAAGAAGCCUCCUGUAAAGUUAGGGUGGGAAAAUUUAUUGAGUGCCGAAACCGACAUUAUCAUUUUUUGAAUCCCAGGCCCAGUUUGAUACGCCGGGGCAGUAUGUUCCAAUUUUCGCCGGAGUAUACAGCCAUUGCGAAGAAGCGUGUCUUGUUUUUGAAGCGGAGUCUUUGCUUUGGCCAGUAGACAAAUCUUUCCUAUAAAAUUCACUUAGAGUACACUCACACAGUCACAUUUCAGUCCAAAAUUCCCGUGAGACGGUUACGCGGGACAUGGUCGAGUUUUCUCGUACGAGUACGACCGAGUGGAUAGAGUUAUGUUAUGGCAUAAAAUUUAAUAUGGUUACAAAUUCGGUUGCAUAUUCAUUCUUAUUCAUAACCAUUUUUCGUGUGGCCAACAGCCCAACCAGACCAGUUGGAUCGCAUGGUGGAUGCCAGCAUGUUCAGAUAACGUUACCAUCUGCCUUGUCUGCCCUUGGUUCAAAUCUGAAUAAUGGAAUAUCGAAAACUAGAUAAAUCAAACAUCAAACAAUGUAAUUGAUUCUUUCAUUGCAUAGGGCUACCUAUUGGGCUGGAUGUGGACUCACUGGAAUGGAAUAAAAUAAAAAUAAAGUAAGGGAAUGGUUUCAUACCGUCAGAUACAUUUUUUGAGCCAAGUUUACCCUUCAGUAAGGUUUCACAGUAACAUCACCACAACUGUUAACUUUAAAACAACAAAAACUAAAGCCAAACUUUAACUUCCAUCAACCGCUAUGCGCAGAAGUUCCUCUUUUGUUUUUUUUAGUAUUUUUUGUUUUUGCUUCCACUCCUGCUCUCCUUAGCUCAGAUGAGAAAAGUUCCAUAUCUCGGGAGAGUAAGCCAUCCAUCGUACAGACGCCGUACAGUACUGGGGCGGCACGGAUGCUCCAUCGCGAUACCAACACGGUACGGCAAAUAAAGCAAGUCGUCGGCGAACGGCGGGCUAGAUAGAUGAAUAAAUAAGGAUUCAUCAAUGGGGUGGUUUUGUAAGGCUCCUCCCAUUUUUAACACCAUGCACCAUUCGGGAUGGGAAGUGGUGUAAAGGAAUAGCACACUGAUGUUUGAAGCAUUUGCGAAAAAGUCAUGAGAGCUUUUGAUACACUAUCUUGCUUUAAAAAUUAUAACAACACAGCUGGAAAUUGAACUGCUAGAAAGAUUCUGAAAUGUAUUAUUUUAGCAAUGAGAGUUGAUAAAAAUAAAAAUGAGAGUUACUAGUAAGAUUUUAUUUAUGUAAAUAAGCAGCAAACUAGUUUCUUAAUAGUAAUAACACUACCAGAGUCAUAUUUUUACAAGCUCAAACAAGGUUCAUUUUUUAUAUCUUUGACGUUUUUUCUUGAGUAAAUGCUAAGACAAUCUAACGUUAUACGAGCCUAGCUGGUAGUUCGCCGAUCUUGAAUAUCCAUUGAAAGCGCGGGUUAUUAGUCAACUUUCUACAGUCAAGUACUCCGCAAGAUGGUUAAUGCGCUGAGUAGGCCGCGAGGGUCAAUUAAUAAAAAUAUAGGUCUUCCUACUCUUUUUCCCAAACUUGAUCGAAGCGAUUGUCAAAGAGGGAUAUCAUGCAGGUUUCAUUUGAUAUUUUUAGAAUAUUUUCUAAUAUGAGUAGUGUUAGACGAAAGAAUGCAGCCAGCUGCUCGCGUGCUCUCUCUGCAGUAAGCCGCUCUUACUGCAGUUGACGAGCCGUGAGCGCCUGAGAGCGAUCGGUCGGGGUGGAUCGUUCGGCUGCUGCGCGAAGAGCAGAGGACACUUCGCAUCGGGGCAGCGCGGCGUACACAAGUUAGCAAUAAAGCAUCCGUUAAGUUUAUAACUGUAUUUAUGUUCGUGUGUGUAUUGUCCAUUGUCGCAUAUAUCACUAACGGACGUAAAAGUGGCGACGAGGAUAAAGUUUUAUAAUAUACCGCUAGUUUGCGUGUUUAUAACCCAAUUUUAACGUGUGCAUUUUAUCUCGUGUGUCAAUCGGGACCUUUUAACGUGUUCGUUUAUUCGUAUUGUGUGAUCGCGUAUCGUAUGUGCGUGUGUUAAAAUUCCUUCACCGCGUCGGAAACGUCGAAGGAUGGAGACGAACGAAGUGAACUCUGGUGACCCUUUUGGAGAUGCCGAUCAACGACGAUUGUCGCAAGGCCGUGUUUCCGUUCCUGUCCAAGCCGCGCAUCCAAGCGGCCUGCUGCAAGGAGUUUUCUCAACCCAGGAGCAGUAUAGUGGACGCCGGGAAGGAACUGCAUUCGCGCCGCCGCCAUCGCUGCCAGGUCCAGCGCCAUCGUUUUUCACUCCAGCGCCAUCGCAGGUGCCCGCGCCAUCGCAGGCGCAACGUCUGGAGCAGCAUGAUGACACGAUGCUGAAAACGUUAAAUUUGCUUCAACAGCAAAUGGCCCAGCAACAGCAGAUUCUGAAUGAGUUUUUGCAGCAACGCCUUCUAAGUCACGGCGCUGCAACAACCAGUUUUAAUCAUGAACAAAUAAUUGAUUCCUUGUCUCGAAAUAUUUCAGAGUUCCGGUUCGAUACGGACACGGGAAUCACGUUCAAAAACUGGUACUCACGCUACGUAGACUUGUUCCAGAAAGAUGCUGCUAGGAUCGACGAUGCUGCGAAAGUCCGGUUAUUGCUGCGGAAACUGGGAGCUGCCGAGCAUGACCGUUAUUUGAGUUUCAUCCUGCCAAACCGCCCGUCCGAUUUUUCGCUCGAGCAAACGGUGGAAAAGCUGUCAACCCUCUACGACUACCAGGAAUCGCUGCUGAGUAAGCGAUUCAGAUGCCUGCAGUUAGUGAAGAAGCGGAACGAAGACCAUCUAAGUUAUGCCUGUCGAAUCAACAAGGCGGCCGUUGAAUUCGAGCUCGGCAAGCUCAACGAGGAGGACUUCAAGUGCUUGCUAUUCGUCUGUGGUAUGAAGGACGAGACUGAUGCAGACAUACGAACGCGCUUGCUGGCAAAAAUAGAGGACCAUAGCAUGACGUUGCAACAGCUAGCCGCCGAAUGCAGUAGAUUGAGAAAUUUAAAAAAAGAUAGUGCGAUGAUCGAGACACCGGGAAAUGAUCGAGUUUUGGCAGUGAACCUGAAAACGCCCUACCCUCAGAAAAAGUUUCCAAAUGCCUCAAAAGCGAAUCCCAGCAAACCAUGUUGGCUCUGCGGAGGUACACACUGGGUGCAUGACUGCAGAUAUCAAGCACACCAGUGUACGAUCUGUUCCAGAACGGGACACAAAGAGGGUUUCUGCAAAACAGCAAAUCGCCAGAAGUAUAAUAAGCCGAAAUAUAAAAAGCAAGGCAAAACGCAGACCAGAGUAGUUACGGUGAACGUGCAUAGUGUUCAGAAACGCCGCAGAUAUGUCACUAUUGCAAUGAAUGGCACGCCCGUCCGUCUGCAGCUUGAUACGGCAUCUGACAUCACAGUCAUUGAUCGUGAAGCUUGGAAAAAGAUUGGCAGUCCGACAUUAUCACCACCAGCAGUGGUUGCACGAUCAGCUUCUGGCACUAAUUUGGCACUAGACGGGGAAUUUGUAUGCAAAGCCAGUGUAGGCAAUCAGACCAAAGAAGCUACAAUUACUGUUUCCCCGACACGUUUAAUGCUUUUAGGUGCUGACCUCAUCGAUCUUUUUGCUCUUUGGUCUUUACCAAUAGAUAAAUUCUGCUGCCAAGUACGAGGUACUAAAUUCACGUCGCAAAGAACGUGGCAAGAACGUUUUCCUAAAGUAUUCCAAGGAACCGGACUUUGUAAGAAAGGAAACGUCUCUUUUGCUAUAAAAGAAAACAGUCGCCCUGUGUUUCGCCCUAAACGACCAGUGGCUUACGCCGUACAAGAAGCAGUAGACCGAGAGCUAGAUCGACUUCAGGCCAUAGGAGUAAUAACUCCAGUAAAGUUUUCACAAUGGGCAGCACCGGUCGUUGUAGUAAAAAAAGCAAAUGGUGCCAUUCGCAUAUGCGGAGAUUACUCCACUGGCCUCAACGAUGCGCUACAGCCAAAUGAUUACCCGUUGCCUUUACCGGAUGACAUAUUUUCAAAGUUGGCUAAUUCAAUAAUUUUCAGCAAGAUAGACCUAACCGAUGCUUUUCUGCAAGUGGAAGUCGAGCCGCAGUACCGCCCACUGCUUACAAUAAAUACGCAUCGCGGGUUAUAUCAUUAUAACCGCCUUCCACCAGGAGUUAAGGUCGCUCCAGCUGCGUUCCAGAUGAUCAUGGACAAAAUGUUAGCCGGUCUAAAUAACGUUUCUGGAUACCUGGAUGACAUUAUAGUCGGGGGCACUUCAGAAAAAGAGCACGACGAGAUUUUAGCCAAAGUAUUCCAACGCAUUCAAGACUUUGGAUUCACGAUUCGUGUUGAUAAAUGCGCAUUUAAAAUGCAGCAAAUAACAUAUCUCGGACACGUAAUUGAUCGUCGUGGACUAAGGCCUGAUCCCGCAAAAAUCCAGGUUAUCAAAAAUCUUGCUGAACCAACAGAUGUCACCGGUGUUAGAUCCUUUUUGGGUGCAAUCAACUUCUACGGGAAGUUUAUACCAGACAUGAGAAAGUUGAGGCAUCCUUUGGAUAAUUUACUCAAGGCAAAUACUCCAUUUCAUUGGUCGUCGGAAUGUAAACGGGUUUUCAAAGAGUUUAAGACGAUUUUAUCGUCAGACCUACAAUUGGCUCACUACGAUCCGCAAGAAAAGAUUGUGAUCUCGGCGGACGCAUCAUCAAUUGGCCUUGGGGCAACUAUAAGCCAUCUGUACCCCAAUGGUCUCAGCCGUGUAGUACAACACGCUUCUCGUGCCCUUACUGAGGCAGAACGUCGGUACAGCCAGAUCGAUCGAGAGGGACUAGCGAUCAUUUACGCAGUAAAAAAGUUCCACAAAAUGAUUUUUGGUAGGCAUUUUACGCUUCAGACUGAUCAUCGACCUCUACUGCAUAUAUUCGGAUCGAAGAAAGGCAUCCCAAUAUUUACUGCUAACCGUCUUCAGCGUUUCGCGCUUACUUUGCUGGCCUACGAUUUUAACAUUGAGUACGUGCGCACCGACGAUUUCGGAAAUGCUGAUUUGCUCUCACGACUCAUUAACACGCACACCAAGCCAGAUGAAGACUGUGUUAUAGCAAGCGUGAACUUGGAAGAAGACAUUAAAUCGGUGGCAAUAAGCGCGCUUGAUUCACUACCGCUGAACUUUGCUGAUCUCGCCAGAGAAACAAAACGAGACCCACUUCUGAAAAAGGUGUCAGUUUACAUCAGCGAAGGCUGGCCCAGAAACGCAGCGUUUACCGAUGAGCUUGCUCGUUUUAAUGCCAGGAAAGAUGCACUAACAACCGUAGAGAAUUGCAUUCUUUUCGGUGAGAGGGUGGUAAUCCCCAAAAAGCUGCAACAAAAAUGUCUUCAGCAGGUGCAUCAGGGCCAUCCAGGAGUGCAGCGUAUGAAAGCGUUAGCUAGGAGUUUCUUUUAUUGGCCUACAAUAGAUGCUGACAUCGAGGAAUGGGUGAAGACAUGUCACCCAUGUCAAGCAGCUGCCAAAUCACCCGCACAUUCCGCUCCGGUACCAUGGCCGAGGGCAGCAGGCCCAUGGCAACGUUUACACGUCGAUUUUGCGGGCCCACUAGACGGUGAUUAUUACUUAAUUGUCGUAGAUUCGUUUUCUAAAUGGCCCGAAAUAAUCCGUACCAGUAACGUUACAGCGAAAGCUACUAUAGCCAUGUUACGCUCACUUUUCGCUCGUUUUGGAAUCCCGAAAACGUUGGUAUCGGACAACGGUACGCAGUUCACCAGCGAGGAGUUCGGACUAUUCUGCGACCGCAAUGGCAUCGAACACAUCACAACGGCCCCCUACCAUCCGCAAUCUAACGGGCAAGCUGAAAGAUUUGUGGACACUUUCAAGCGAACAGUCAGAAAGAUAUCUGCGGAUGGUACCUCACUACAAGAAGCGCUGGAUACAUUCCUACUAGUAUAUCGAAGUUCGCCAAACCCUUCGUUAGGAAAUGCUAAGUCACCGGCGGAUAUCAUGUUGGGAAGGCAAAUGCGCACAACUUUAAACCUGCUCCGUCCACCAAGUCCUGAAACCAUUAGUAUGGAAAACGAACCGAAACCAAGCAGACAGUUCCAACCCAACGAUCUAGUCUAUUUUAAACGCUUCGCAGGUAACGGAUGGAGAUGGGUAGCUGGUACAAUUGUUAAGCAAAUAGGUCAUGUCAUGUAUAUGAUUGGAACGGAUGAUCAGAAAAUGUUUAGAUCUCAUAUUAACCAGAUACGCAAGCGCUACGAGAGGCAUCAUCACGUUCCGGCUUCGGUCACCCAUCGUAAGCUGCCGAUAGAUGUUUUGUUGGAUACCUGGCAGCUAACACCGCAACCAUCUACUGGCACGUCCCGCAUACCACCACAGCCAGUCGACCCCGAGCAUGUGGACAUCUCUAUGUCCCCUCAUCAGCCGUCAUCCGAGACCAACGGUCCUUAUGUUCCCGCUACAUCGCCAGCGACAUACACACGCCCGACGACACGACCUGUUCCAUCGUGUGCUUCGGCCCAGGUGCCACGACGGUCUUCUAGAGUUAGAAAACCGCCCAGUCGGUUCGACGUGUACCGUCGGUUUUAAAAAGAGGGGGAGAUGUUAGACGAAAGAAUGCAGCCAGCUGCUCGCGUGCUCUCUCUGCAGUAAGCCGCUCUUACUGCAGUUGACGAGCCGUGAGCGCCUGAGAGCGAUCGGUCGGGGUGGAUCGUUCGGCUGCUGCGCGAAGAGCAGAGGACACUUCGCAUCGGGGCAGCGCGGCGUACACAAGUUAGCAAUAAAGCAUCCGUUAAGUUUAUAACUGUAUUUAUGUUCGUGUGUGUAUUGUCCAUUGUCGCAUAUAUCACUAAC
This is a messenger RNA of Anopheles merus, 6982 nucleotides long. RefSeq lists its product as uncharacterized. Gene Ontology annotation, molecular function: aspartic-type endopeptidase activity; nucleic acid binding. The coding region runs from base 2234 to 6718 and encodes 1494 amino acids. The record is from RefSeq and is a predicted model, not a curated record. Lineage: Eukaryota; Metazoa; Arthropoda; Insecta; Diptera; Culicidae. The transcript has a single exon. Gene Ontology annotation, biological process: DNA integration; proteolysis.